UCCUUGCACAGCCUCUAUUAUCAACGCACAUACAUGUCGCAGUCCGUCCCAGGAGCACCCCGCUACGUGGAGGUGGGCUACCUGGACGGCCAGCCCAUUGAGCGCUACGACAGCAAAUCAGGGAAGACGCAGGCCCUGACCCCCUGGAUGAGCCACAGCGUGGGCCUGAUGGAGAAUUACUGGGAGGUGCAGUCCUCCCUCGCCCACCUGAACGAGGAGGGCUUCGGGCAUUUCGUGGUGCUUUUGGAGAGGUUUUACCAUGGCCAUAUCGGCGUGGAGGCCAGCACUUGCCGUGUCAAUGAGUUCUCGUGCAACGACGGGAGCUGCAUUUUGUUUGGCUACAUCUGCGACUUGAGCCAGGACUGCAAGGACGGCAGUGACGAGACCCCCAAGCUCUGCAGCGUUGAUGAUCCUCACACCUUGCAGUGUGUCGACGGCUGUGAGCUGAGUCACGAUGGGACCGAGAAGUUGUAUCACCGGGAGGCAUAUGACGGGAAUGAGUUGAAUGAUUGGGAUGUCAUCUGGGACGUCUACCGGCACCGGAAGGGCUUCUGGGGCCUGACCUGCAUUGGGUGGCUGCAGAGGCACCUGGAGUUCCAGAAGAAGAACUUUACCAUAGACUCGGUAUGGCGUAUUGUCGGAAGUGUCUUUGGGGCCGUCGUUGUGGGCCUUGUGGUAGUCUCUGGGCUCAUCUUCUACGCCAACAAACCCAGUGUGGUGCCUUCUGAGCAGCCUGCAGAUGAAACGGCGAUGGAGUGACAGAAAUCUGAUUCCAGCCAAAGAAACAUGGAAGCAAAGGAGGAAAUCCAGGGAUGUGGCUCAAGAACUAGAAGGAAGGAAAGAAGAGAAAUACUUGCCCUGUUCUUGCAGCAGAGGGACAUUUACAGCAGACUCCUUUUAGGACCUGCGUCGGGACUUGGGCUUCAACUCUGGAGGUGGCCUCAAAUUUUGGGUGUCACCCAAUGCCUUUGAAUGCUUAAAAAAACAGAAAAACAACAAACGACAAGCUACAUGGAAGGAUCUCUUCCAAAUUGGGGGAAUGGACCUUAAAAUGGCCAGCGAGAUUGAUUCCAAAUGAGAAUUGAAAUGAUGCACAUUGGGAAAGGAAUUCCAUUUUCUCUCUACCAUGUUGGGGAUGACUGUCUGAGAAAGAGAUUGCAGAAGACGAAGGAAAAGGUCUGCCCAGUCUGCAGACUCCAAUGAAAAUAGGCAAAGCUCACCCACCCCUUGUACAUAAGUAGAAAAGGAUUGUAAAUAAAACUUGGACUAUAA
Anolis sagrei ordinatus is the source of this 1272-nucleotide messenger RNA. The record is from RefSeq and is a predicted model, not a curated record. Lineage: Eukaryota; Metazoa; Chordata; Lepidosauria; Squamata; Anolidae.